AUGAAUAACGCAAACACCUAUUCUCCACUGUACAGCUCAUAUGAAAACAUUAACAUAUACAAACAGAACAAGCAACUGGGACAUGAAGAUUAUGACACAUCUACGGCCAACAUAUCGUGCGAUUCUAAGGGAAGAAUACUGAUAAAAGAUAUCGAAGAUGAUAAUAAAAACAUUGGAACAAAGAUCAAUGGAAUGACCAACACAAAAAAUGGCAUGAAAAAUACCAACAAAUAUGAAAAACGAGAAGACAUGCCCCCUGUCCAUGUGCAGAUGAAAUCCCAAUCCUUUGCCACAAGUAACCAAUAUGGAAAAAAUUUAAUUAAUGAUAAUAACAUACCAACGAAGAAAUAUUUGUAUCCCAUUUCCGGGCUACGAUAUGGAAAUGUCCUUGGGUCCAAAGACAGUAGUAGCAUGAACGAUAUUCGCUAUGGUUACAGAAAGGAGAGCACCUUGAACAGGAACGUCAAUUGUAAUGGCGCUUACACCACCAAGUACCCUGCGAACUACAUAAGCAGCUUGCGUACUCAGGGCAGUUGUUCUCCAAAUGGACCACAUAACAUGUCCAAUUAUAACCCCCCAAAUAUAGCGAACAACUUUUCGUCCUACCAAAUGCGCGAUGGAAAAGAGAACAGAAACAUACUUAAUGAGUUCAACAAAAAUAUAUACCAGCACUAUAGCAGAAUAGUUCUAGAUGACUACAACAGAAAGGUGCAAGAUCACCAUAAUGUAAAGUACCCAAAUGGGAAAUUUUCAUCAUAUGACAAAAACUACCAUCCAGCUAGCCAUAACAAUAACCAUUCCUUCAUUUCGAAUGCACGCGAAGCAGUUAACUUUUACAGCAACAAUAAUAUUACGCUGAGAAACUAUGUACCAUAUGGUAACAGGAACUUGCAAAAUGACCGUCACAUACGUAGUGGUUCAUUCAUUUUAAGUAGCGACGCACCGAAGAAUACCACCCUACAUAUGUUAAAUCCAACGCAAAACAUAAAAGAUGGAUCGAAAAGAAACGUUUUUAAAAUUUUUAACCGAAAAAAAGAACACAAUAAGAAUUUAACUCCUUCCGUUAAUUCGUAUGACCAUCUGCCAAAUAUUCAAAAAGAACAAAGAAGAAGUCUAUCAUCCAUAAACAGGACAAACUUAAGUUCCACUUCCUUCAGAAGAGACAUAAAUCAACAGGAAACGUCAAAUUGGAAAAGAGAACAAAAUAAUAAUACCUUUAGAAAAAUUUACAAUUUUAUUUUUCCAUCCAGUCCUAGUAAAUCACAAAAUAGUUUUGAUGCCAAUUGUGAAGGAAAUAAAUUUGUCACCUCUCCAAGGGAUUCCUCACUAAAUCACCCCUACCCUAGAUGCAGUAAUGCCUAUAUGCUGAAUAAUAACUCUAAUAAAAAUAAAGUGUUUAAUAUGACAGGAUAUAACCUAUCAGAUAUACAUAACGAUAAGGUUAUUGGCGAUUGUAGCAAAUGGAACUACAAUACUAGCAAUUCCAAGCCCUUUCCGAACAUCAGCUUUCCUUCCCCCAAGAAUUCGGAUCAUUUGAAGUACACCUCUCCUGCAUUUAUCUCAAGGAAAGGGGACGAAAUAAUGUCUCUACGCCGAGAUGAUCAAUUUGCUAAAAUAUAUUCUGCGCAUAACGGAGGAGUACCCAAUGGGAACCCGCAAAUCAGUGUCGUUUCGCAGAAGAAUGCCUAUCAGGACGACCGGCACGGGUACCACGAAAAACUCAUCACGAAUAUUUAUCAGUUCACGGGUGGACUUGCGCAUAAAGGAGGCAAUCAUAAAAAUGUCAUGAAUAAUGGGGUUAAUAGCGCCACUAAUAAUGGAACCAAUAACUGCACUAAUAAUCUUCCGCAAGGAGAAGCAACAUCGCCGGCGGAUGUGUCCAUUGAGGCCCCCCAUGACGGCCAUGUUCUCCAUUUUGACAUAUGCAAGGAUAGUGCAAAAAGCGGAGAUGCCGCAAAUAUCUCCAUCUGCAAUAAGAACCACCAGGAGGGGAAAAAUAGUGCAGUCGAAUUAGCCCAAAAUAAAAACGUAGUAAACGAGCAGAAUCAGCAUCGUUCAACGGAGGCCAUUCAUCCGAGCAGUCACCCCAACAGCCACCCCAACAGCCACCCCAACAACCACCCCGACAGUCACCCCAACAAGGAAAUUGAAAAAAACGAACCCCCCAAAGGAGAAUCGAUGAUGAGUACUGACAAUAAUGCGGCCAAUGAUGCCAGUGAUAAUAACACCAAAAAAAUAAACCAAGUGUUCAAGGAACAAAUGAAUAAUAUAUACAGAACGUCUAUCGAGACGGAGAACAAUUCUAUAAAAAUUGUUAGUGACUAUGACAGGAAGAAGAGCAAGCAGAAUAUAUACAAUUACAGCACAGUCAUACAAAACAACUUCAUUAACGGUUCAGAUAAAAUGUCCAAAAUUUUAGUAGGAAUAAAAAAUGAAAACGGAACUCAAAACAAAAAUGAUGCCAACGUAGAGUUUCUAAAUGUCAACAAAUACAUAAAUAACAUAUUCAAAACCAGCAACAAUAAUUAUAAGUAUGCAGGUAAUAAAGAAGGUGUAGUUAUUGGCGAAUAUGGACAGGGCAACAACACCUCGAAAAAUAAUCCUUUCGGUCAAAUGGACAUUAGAGAGAAUACCAAAUGGGGCAUGCCAAACCAAAAGGCCUUUAAAACAUACCAAAAUUUCAGCCCUAGUGGCGACCACAUAAUGAACGACGCACAUCGCUUACGUGAACUUGAAAAAAAACAUGGAGUUAUAAGUAAUCCCAUUUUAUGCGCAAAUAACAUGACCAAUGGUAUUAACGACAACACGAAACAUUUAAUGACGAAAUGCACUUUGAAUAAAUUUCUGUAUGAACAGAAAAAACAAGAAAUCCAAACGCAUGGUAGGAAGAUGAGUAUUCCUAACACCAUGCACCAUUUUAUGUACAUGAAUGAAAAGGGAUUGGAAUCUCUCCCACUAGCAAACCAUAAAGAAAAUCCAAUUGUUAAACUGCUAAACAGGGGUAACCGAAAUGGGCCAAACGUUGAGAGUAACAUAAAUCUAAUUGAUGGUAAUGCACACAUCGUUAAUAUGAUUAAAAAAAUGCACAAUGGAGGAAACGAGGAUGACUUGCCAGAUAACGUUAUUAGUAAUCAAGGGUACAUAAAACCUGACCACCUUUCCAGGUUAACCCAAAACGAAAUGAAUAAAAAUGUCCUGGGAAAUAUGAAUGAUGUUCAUUAUCAGUACAUAAAGUCCAUCGUCUCCAUGGAUGACAAAGCACAUGCGCCUAUAAAUGCUAAAACGAACUAUCAAGAAAACGAUCCCACAAAGAUGCAUGCCAAUCGGGAGGAACAUCCUAAGGACGGAACCGAACAUGUUGCCUCCCAAAGUGCAGAUGUACAUAACAUAUCACUAAAAAAGGAAAAAAAAAAAAAAUCAGGAAAAAAAAAAAAAAAAAGCUCCCAAAAUGUGCAUUACGAUAUUGAUCAAAUAUUGCAGCUAAAGUCCAAGGUUUAUGAAGAAUUAAACACCUGCCUAAAAUGCAUUAACAGUUUAACCAAAAAUAAAAAAUUAUUUGAGCAGUUAAAAAAGUAUAAGAAUAAACUCGAUAAGAAGGCCCGUAUGGUGGAUGACACCUCUGAUCUAAGUCACUCGGACCAAGCGAACUCCUACUAUACGAUGAGAAAUUCGUGUCUGUCGUCCUUCCUCUGCAAUGAGAACACAAGCGCUGAUGCACAGGGGGUUCAAUGUGCCACGGGCGUCGCUAGUGGGGGUUGCGCAACCAGUGUUGAUUAUCUGGCGAACGCGAAAAAUCCACCAAAGCUUCACCCAGACAAGGGCAUUUCAAACCACAUGGACAACAAGGCCAACGUUGCCACUGGCCCCAGGGACGAGAAGAGCGAACUGAUAAAAAAGGUGAAUCAAACCAGUAUUUCUUCUCUUCCCCUACGAAUUGACAAGAGUAAAAUUUCCACAAAUAAGGAUUGUCCGAAUCAAUUCCAACAUAAACAAAUAGGACUGAGUGAACCUGGAAGGAAAAAAGAUAAUGUGCAUUUCAAUUUGUGCGAUAAAAACGUAUUCAGGGAUGUAGAAAAAGAAGAACGUUCCUACCUGAAGAAUGAAGAAAGCAGAUAUUCGCUGUACGAGGAAGAAUCCCCCAACGUGGGAAAGAGGAAGGCUCUUCUGGUUACUUUAAAUUAUAAUGGGCUGUUAGAAGGUUGUGUGAAUGACACUUUGGAAAUCUGCGAACAUUUAGUAGAGACCUUUAAAUUCAAUGAAUUGAUACUGCUGAAUGAUUGCAACCUUUGUUAUAGAAACUUCGUUGCACAAAAGGCUAGCAAAAGUAACAUCAUUAAUAACCUGUACGAAUUCGUUGUGAAUUCAAACAAUGGAGAUAUUUUAUUUUUUUAUUUCUGUGGAUAUUCCAUCAAAAUAAUUGAUUCAAAGUUCUCACAGAAUAAUAACUUUGCCUUAUUGCCAGAGGAUCAUUCGAAAAAUAAUUAUAUCUAUUCAAAUGAAGUAUUUAAUAUAAUAAAAAAGUUACAAGGAGGGAAACAGCUCUGCAUAAUUUUUGACACUACGUAUACUUCCUAUUUUGUCCCCACGUGUACCACCAUCACAUAUAAUAAGAGCAUUAACUCAAGCGAAAUUUCCAAAAAUGUUCAUUUAGUAAAUACCAAUAAGAAGCAUGUCUAUUCGUUGAAAACCUUUGGCAGGUUAAGGGAUCGACACGUUGAACCCAUUUACGUCGAAAAUUUGAAGAUGCCACUGUCCCAUGAUUUGUAUAAACAGGAGGAGGAAAGGAAGAAGAAUGCGAAAGAUGCCCUCAUCCCCUCCAUCUUUUUCUUCUCCCCUGAUGUGAGGGACCGGGGAGACUUUGAGCUCGUCAUCAGAAAUAGGGUUAGAGGCCUCCUAACCUACUGUAUUGGAAAGGCAAUCGUCGCGUUGAAGAAAGAUUUCUCCUACCACGACCUGUUCAUCGUCGCGUCCCAAGUGCUAGUCAACAUCAAGAAGGAGUAUAAAUUGAAAUACGUAAAGUUUAAGUUAUCCUUCCUGAAUGACCACUCGCCGGAUGAUAUAAAAUUCCUCUCGCACGAAAGUCUACUUCUUAGGAAAAAAGGAAAGCCGGAAGAAGAGCCCCUCUGGAAACCCUCCUUACGAUUAAACAACCUAAAUGAAUAUAUGAAGGACAUUUGCAAAAUCAAGGAGAAAAAAACUCAGGUCGGUUCUUCCAAAAAGUGCUUGUUAAUAUUCAUAAAGGAUAUAAAAUUUGCCGCCCACGUCAAGCUGGAUUCCUCCACUGAGUACUUCGUCAGUUGUUUUCUUAAAUCCAAGGGUCUGAACAUUCUCUACGUCAGGCGAAACAAUACCAAGUGCCAAAAAAUCGUCAGGGAUAAAAUUUUCUUCCUGGAAUACAUUAUCCUAAAUGUGUCCGACCUGGACAAUACUAAGAUUUACGUGGAACUGUUCAAAAAGAAGAACAAAAAUUAUUUCCUCGCCAGGAGCGUAUUACGGAUAAGCAACACGAAUGGAAAUUUCUCCCUAAUGGAUGAAAAGAAAAACAUAAUCGGCAUCAUCGAUUUGAGCAUUAAAUGCGUCUCCUAA
This is a messenger RNA of Plasmodium knowlesi strain H, 5586 nucleotides long. RefSeq names its product metacaspase-2, putative. Bases 1 to 5586 code for a protein of 1861 amino acids. The record is from RefSeq and is a predicted model, not a curated record. Lineage: Eukaryota; Apicomplexa; Aconoidasida; Haemosporida; Plasmodiidae. The transcript has 7 exons.